UUCUUUCUUUGUUUCUUUUUUAUCAAUUUGUCAUUUCUUGCCAAAUUUGCUUAAGAAUUUCUAGCCUUCACCUAUUUCUUUCUCUCUCUUUCUCUCUCUUUUUCUUGAUCUGAAAAUUGAUAAUCAUGUCAACCGAAGGCAGAAAAGAUUCGACGACGGAAGCAGGGUCAUCGUCGAGGACAGCGGCGGGGACGACGACGGCGUUAAGUCGAUACGAGUCACAAAAAAGGCGUGACUGGAACACGUUCGGGCAAUAUCUGAAGAAUCAAACGCCGCCGGUUCCACUGUCACAGUGCAACUGCAACCACGUGCUGGAAUUCCUAAGGUACCUGGACCAGUUCGGAAAAACAAAGGUUCACUUACAUGGAUGUGUUUUUUUCGGGCAGCCUGACCCACCUGCCCCUUGUACCUGCCCGCUCCGUCAAGCAUGGGGAAGUCUCGACGCCCUGAUCGGACGGCUGAGAGCGGCCUACGAAGAACACGGCGGAUCACCGGAAACAAAUCCGUUUGGAAAUGGAGCAAUUCGAGUGUAUUUAAGGGAAGUGAAGGAGUGUCAAGCUAAAGCUAGAGGAAUUCCGUACAAGAAAAAGAAGAGAAAAAGAACUCAAUUGAAAUCCAACGACGAUGACAACAACAACAUCAACAACAACAACAAACAACCCAUCAAGCAUCUCCCUUGAUUCAAUUUCCUGGCCAACACCUAAAUCUUCACCAGAGCAUACUGCAUAAUCAAUAGAGUUUGACCCCAUAUCACAUGUUAAGGCCUACCACCUUUUAAUUCAGUAUACCUGAAGAUUCUACCAAUAUAGUUAAGGGACAUGACUCUGCUAUCACAUGUUAGGACAAAGAAGUUCACAUAUCUCCAUAAUUGUAUGAUAUUAUUCACUUUCGACAUAAGUUCGAAUGGUUUUAUUUUUUGUUUACACCAAAAGGAUGGAGAUAUUUUCUCUUGCUUAUAUACUUUUGAUCUUCUCCUUAUCUUACCAAUAUGAUACUUUAGUCGUACUCCUAACAUUUAUUUUUAUAGCGUAAAUCAAACAAUAUUUUUUCUUCUAUAUAAAUUUAAAAUGAAAAUGAAAAUAAACAGAUCUCUAAAAUAAUUCAACUAGUUAAAAUAUAUAUCGUCGAUCAAUAUGUCAAAUAGGUUUGGAUUCUCCUACCUCAAAUAUUACCAUGACCUUAAAAAAUGUAUUUUUUUUCUUAUAUUAACUUCUUUAAAUUUGUGAUUGUGCCUCUUUAAACAUAUUUUCCCCCUUACUUAUUUUCCCUAUUCUUUCUACGCAUUUGCAACAACUUUUUGUUUAGGACACUAAGAAUUAGGCUAGAGGAAUUUGAAUUCAAGAUCAUGGACGAAGUAACAUUGAAGCCAACUUUAGAGAAGUUAUAUCUUUUAUUUGUGGAUAAUAUGUGUUAUAUUUUUAUUUUAUGUUGGUACCUGUAUUUUUUUUUAA
Benincasa hispida (wax gourd) is the source of this 1451-nucleotide messenger RNA. NCBI's taxonomy places the organism in Eukaryota, Viridiplantae, Streptophyta, Magnoliopsida, Cucurbitales, Cucurbitaceae. The record is from RefSeq and is a predicted model, not a curated record.